Molecule: messenger RNA, 2399 nt
Organism: Penaeus monodon (black tiger shrimp)
Lineage: Eukaryota; Metazoa; Arthropoda; Malacostraca; Decapoda; Penaeidae
Product: RAB11-binding protein RELCH homolog
Biological process (GO): intracellular cholesterol transport
Cellular component (GO): trans-Golgi network; recycling endosome
Molecular function (GO): protein binding
Source: RefSeq, a predicted model, not a curated record
UUAAAAAGUUGCAUAGGAAGACAUCCACUCCAAGUGUAACACCUUUAGGUUCACCGAGACAGGAGACUGCACAAUGUCAGAAUGAGGGCUUUGCUUGUUAUUCAGACAAAGUCAACCCACUUGCUGUUGAUAAAGGUGGAAGGGAAUCCCCAGAAGGCACAUCAGACAAUGAAGAAACAUCAGGGGGUGGAGGUUUUGUCAUGAUUUCACCACCAGCUGUUCUACAAGCUGCCCAAACUACUGGGUGCUCAAGUAGUGUUAUGGAAGAGAAUAUUGAGCAAAUUUUUCAUCAAGACCCAGUGAGAAGUGGAUAUGAAGAUCCAUCAGAAUCUAUUGAGGUACUGAUACAGUCUGGUAGUGAGGAUACACUAGACAAAAUAAGUGAAAGACUUUCAGAAGCAAUGGAUAAUAAAAUUCAUGCUACAGGUGAAGAAUCUUCAGUAACACAAGGAAUUAGCUCACAAGAUAUUCCAACUCCUCCAGAUGAUAUUCCAGAUGUAAUAAGUGUUACUGAAAGUCAAAUAAACCAGGAAUUACAGUCCAGUUACCAGGACAGUUUUGAAGGUAGUAGUAAGAUUUCAAGGAAUACGACAACAGAAGCAUAUUUGAAACAGAUAAAAUGUGAGGCCAAGAAUCUUCUCCGAGCUUCAUCCAGACGACUUCCUCCAGAUAUGUUUGAGGAGCAACUGAUCCAGACUAGUCUGGGACAUACUAACUACAGAGAAUCUAGGGUGCAGGCAGAGGUGGCUAGGCUUGGUAAGGGUGGCCAGGAAUUGCUAGAAAUUGUUGCAUCUUCACUUCACAACAUAGCUCCUAAUGUUAUUCUAGCCAAGCGUGAGGAACUGUUGCCACUUCUGAUCUGUGGCGUUAGUCUUCACAAGGAUAGCAGGGAAAGAGAAAAAUUACUCCACCUGUUAUUUAACUUGAUUAAGAGACCAAAUGAGGAUCAAAGAAAUAUAAUUUUGACUGGUCUUGUAGGUCUAGCUAGGGUUCUAGGCCCCACUAAGCUUGAAGCUGAACUCCUUCCGCAGUGCUGGGAGCAGCUGACUCAUAAGUACAUAGAAAGACGAUUAUUAGUAGCCCAGUCAACAGCAGCCUUAGCUCCAUAUACACCACCUUCUUUAAGAAACUCUCUUUUACUGUCUAUGUUGCUACAGUUGCUAGCUCCAGGUGGUGAGAAAGAUCUGAAGGUGAGAGAAGCUGCUCUUCUUAGUUUAUCUCUUCUUGUUACAUACCUUGAUGAUUGCAGCAAAUUGUCAGUUCUAGUUGACACACUGUUGCACUGCUUGGAGAAUUCAGGAGCUGCCACAGAUACUUCCCCUCACAUAAAUCUGGAUUCCUCACAGUUUGAAACACUGCAGAUGUCUUUAUCAGCUACUGAUAUAUAUCUAUCCUCUCUUGCUAUAUGGGCAUUUGAAGAGAACUCUAUAAACCUUCUCUUAGAUCCAUUAAUUGUGAAACUUCAGCGGCUUGCUUGUCACUUCAAAGAAACUCAAGAAGCAGAGAAAAACAGACAAGUGAGUCAACAGCCAUUGGUAAUUAUGAUUGAAGCCAUUAGAAAGACAAUUCCAUUCAUUAUGGCAACUUUAAUCAACUCUUUGCCUGUGUCUGAUGAUGUUGAACAUAACUUUGCACCAAUGCCAUCAAAUUGUAUUGCUUUAGAAGAAUUGUCCAUGAUAUAUGGUAGUGAAGAAAAAGCCUUAUUAGGAUUAAACCAGUAUCAACAGUAUGUUGCAAAAGAGUGGUUCAAGUCAUGGGAGGAACUAGAGUAUAUAACUAAAAUGUUCUUACCUGCUUUAGUUGAAGUGUUAGCCACUGUGGAUGCCACUGCAGAGUCUGCAGUUCAUGCAUUUAUAAAGUUAUUUACAGAGUUACUUCAGUGUUUAGGCCCUCAAAUUACUGCAUCUUGUGUUAUGCCUAUUUUCAUGAGGCAUUUAACUAUUGAUGACUCUGCGCUUGAGGUUGUAAGUCAGGGCACCAAAGGCCUUACUAGAUCUUUAGUGGUUGUUUAUUCAGUUGCUGUUCUUGCUCCUAAUCAAAGUUUGUCUGAAAAACAAGGUGAACUCGAGAGUUUUCUGGCAAAGCAUAUCAACAUUUUGUCACUGUGUCGUGCUCAGCUUGAUUCAUUAUACAUUACAAUUGCAACCUUACUGCAGCAUAAACGAAAUCAUGAUGCUGUGCUGGGAUCACUCUGGUCCUGUGUUGUUCAUAAAUCCAGUAUGGUCCGAGCAUGUAGUGCAGGUUUGUGGGGAAUAGUUGUUGGAUGUGUUGAGGACGGUGCACUUGGAUCUCGUGUAGUACCAGCACUUGUUACCUUAGCUACAGACACUGAUGUGAAUGUCAGAGCUUCUGCUGUGCAUCCUUUGGCAACCAUCAUCACAACUACUACAAAUGUUGAG